Blumeria graminis f. sp. triticale is the source of this 4626-nucleotide messenger RNA. The record is from the annotation of a GenBank genome assembly. Lineage: Eukaryota; Fungi; Ascomycota; Leotiomycetes; Helotiales; Erysiphaceae.
AUGGCUGGAUAUCCAGCCUCCAGCUCUACAAAUGAUAUCAAUGGAAAUGCAAGUGGAAUGGAUACGUUACUUGCUCAACUUCGUUUGCAAAGCAGGCCGGUUGGCUCCGACGUAAAUUACCAGUACUAUAACGACCGGAAUGGUUACUAUGCACAAUCGCAUCAAUCUCCACAUGGUUACUUUCCACCUCCUGUUCCCACGCCUCCAGUCGGAACGCCAUCGAGCACUAAUCCUAUGAGCUUCAAGCCUGUCGAUACCUCUCAGUCGAGAAAUAAUCCAGGAAAUCAAACAAACACUGACCGCACUUCCAGUCUUCUCAAUCUUUUAAAAUUUAGUCAGCCUUCUGCUGCCACUACAAGCUCUAAUCUUCCAGCCGCUCUAUCUCAAUCUCAGCUCACAUCGCAGGAUAACCUUGAGGCCCACGGGGCCCCAGAUGAGACUAGCCAGGCCAUAUCUUCGCAAGAGCCUAAUGAAUCAGAUAUCCUAGCAACUUUCACAGGAUAUACACAUUCCAAACCUACACUCAAUGAAAAUUCUCGUUUUAACCCUAAAUCAAGCACGUCAAGUCUUGGACAAUCCAUUCCCUCCCCAUCUGCCGAUACACAUGCAUACCUCCUUCAGCUACUUAGCCAACCAAAAUCUUCUCCCAAAGAUAUACCCCAAUUGAAACAAGUAGACCAGCUUUCUAUCUCACAACAGCAAAAUAUCUUCUACGAAAAUACAGCUCAAAAGUCGGCACGGACUGAGGAAAAUAUUUCAUCUACUGGAAAAAUUAACAAUCCUACAGUUGCCGAAUCGAAGUUGGUGAUUGAUAAAGAUGACACUAAAGAAAAAAGCAGCUUGAAAAAUAAUACUGGAAUAUUCACGUAUGUAAAUCCUUUUGAUGGGCUAGCUGCAUCAUCACCUCGAAAUCGUAAUCCAAAACCCGAAAAACAGGCAUCCUCCUUCAGUCCUUCUGUGCAGAUAUUGAGAAAUCCUCGUAAUGAGAAUUUAGAUGAUGGGCGUAAAGUUCGUUCUAGUAGCUCAAGCUCUAUUCCCAAUGAACAAAAAAAUAACUACGCGCCCAAACAAUUCACAGGUCCGUCUACGCCUCUUACUGGAAAACUUAUUCAAAUCGAGCCAGUUGAUGGCGCAACAUCUCAGAGUAAUAAGGACACAACAUUUGAACGGCUUAAUCUUGGGAGUGAAAAUAUGAACGGUCAGGCUUCACUGUAUCUUGAUCGAGAGGAAAAAGAAGAUCAAAUUGAGAGUGAGCUCAGGGAAAUGCUGGCGACCCAAACUAGCAAAGAUAAAGAGAGCACAAUUAAAUCUUCGACGAAAUACUUUAAGGAGAAACAGAAAGAGGAAAUUAGCUCUACUCAAUCUAUACCCAUCGCCAGUAACGGAGAAUCGGAUAGCUUCGCGAAAACGUCAUCCAAUAGUAAUGUCAUCGAUAAUUGGGAAAGCGCAGAUGUCGGUGAUAUUGCAACAAACGAAGGCGAAAACGCCGUUGUAAAUAUAUACAGCUUUCCCAUGCGACCCUGGACUUCUAUCAACGUCAAGGUAACCAACGAGCAAAUAUCAACUUUCAGUGACCAAGCUGUAUUGGAUAUCGCACGGCUUAAGAAGGACUCACACAAUUUCGACAGAAACCUUGUAACCGCAUCCAAUAAUUUUAUAGCUUAUGCCAUGUCUAAAAAUGGUGGGUUUCGCAUUAUUAGACAGAAUAAUGGCAAAGACGCUCGGAUGUUCACUGAAACACAAGACCGGAUCAUUAAUGUUGUUACCUCCAUAUCUUCGACCGAUAAAAAAGAGGCUGUUAUUGCUAUUGGAAUGAGUGGAACGGUUUACUGGACAUUGCUAAAAGAUAGCGAGGGUGAUCGAAUCGAAGAGGCCCAAUUGGGAAACAACAGCUUUUCUCUCCCUCCAUUACAGACUACUAACCCAGAGACUACAGAAACUUCUAUUAAAGUGAUAGCCCAAAAAAGUUCGAAACACCCGGAGUUCUUCGCUAUAUCUCGCGGUAAAUUUAUUAACAUUGUUUGGCCAUCAGUAAUCCUAGAAAAACAAUACUUCAGUAAUAAAAUAGAUCGCGUAGUAGAUACCGAAGGUUAUUUCAGUAACCAUGAAUUCAGGAUAAAUGCUGGUAGUACGGCGAAAGACUUUAUUUUCAGCGAAGAUGAUACAACUAUUGUUUCCCUCGAAAGUAAUGGGCAAUUAAAAUUUUGGGACAUUCGUAGUAUUACUAUGAGUGAAAUUCUUAAUACUCAACCAUCUGAUUCACGGCUCAUAGAAGUCAAACAUCCAAUCACUACAUUCAACAACACAUCAUCAGUUGAAAAAAUAUGUCCCACUUCAAUUUUGUUCGUCGAGAAAUUCAGGCCAUACCAAAGAGGGGGUGCUCAAAGAUAUAUGGUUGUGGGCCUCAAAAAGAAUCACACACUUCAACUUUGGGAUAUAUCUUUGGCAAAGCCUGUCCAGGAAGUUCAUCUACCCCAUGCACACGAAUCCGACGCUACCUGCAGCAUAGUUUUCCACGCCGCCACGGGAAUCAUUAUCGUUGGCCACCCCACUCGUAAUUCUAUUUAUUUCCUCUUCUUCUCUGCGCCAAAGCAUAUAAUGUCAAAGUCUGUGUGCCAAGCCGAAUUUGUCGAAAAAGUUGCUGCUGGUGAUCUUUCAAUUCAGAGACCAGACUCAACGGCUGUUAUUUGUGGUAUGCGAGAGUAUUCAUUUGCCAGCAGGGGUAAUCUUCUAAGCAUUGACAUCCUUCAAAGCUCGAACUAUGAUAAUAUAAAUGAGUCAGACUCAACUAUAGAGCUUUAUUGUAUGCACUCCAAAGGUGUCACUUGCCUAGAGAUAGGACGCCAUGAUCUCGGCUGGAGUGUUGAAAAUGAAAUCUUACACCCAGCUCCCGCGGACGAGCUAAACAUGGUCACUAUCGAUAUUCUGAAGGAAAGAUCUAUUACUUCUCAUAUGAAUAUUCUGGAAUCCAAUGCUCAAUCUUUUGUACCGACGCGUAUUGUCCCAAGAUCAACAUUGAAGGAAAAUGAACUUCCAAAACAAUUUGUUGAAAAAUCAAAGCAAAGUGAAACGCCUCGACCUACGACCUUGACUAACGAUGAGAAGAAGGAGAACUCGUCCCAACUUGAUGUAGUUCCAAAUGCUAGUGUCAUAGAGAAAUCUGAUAAAAAGAAGCGAAAAAAGGGUGCAAAUGACAGCUCCAAUCCUCAGAGUAGCACAUAUUUUAAGAUGCCUGUCAUCGAUCCUUCGUCAAAUGUUCGAACUGUUAACCUAAGUCGGGUCGGUCCAAAUGGAAAUUCUGAAAGUCAAAACCAAGCUAGUCACUUAUCUCCGAGCCCUAAUGCCGAUCUUAAGAGCAUUGAAAAGUUGCUUAACUCUUCCCUGGAAAAACUCACGCAGGAAAUGAAAGAUGAGUGGCAGAUUCACAAUUCCACGGAAACCUCUAACUACGAUACUAUAUUCAAAAUGGUUUCCUCAAAGUUUAAUGGCGAUCUCGAAAAUAUUUUUACUAAUAUAAUUAAAUCAGAAAUUAAUUCUAGCAUUAUUCCACCGAUCUCUGAUGCGGCUAUAAAUACUAUUCAGACUCAACUUCACGAAAAGCUCGAUGCCCAAAUAGCCACUUACUUGCCUAGAGAGCUUCAACAAAGCCUCCCCGAAGCAGUCUCUAAAGCUCUGCACCAACCUCAACUUUUGAAGGUUAUAUCCGAAUCCAUCUCGACAACCCUUGGAUUUAAUAUGCAGAAGGAGCUCAACGUAUUUUUGAGUAAUCAUAUUAUGCCCUCAGUCUCAAAUAUGGUAGCUCAAAUUACCCAAAAGCUAGCAGCCGACAUGCAAUGUCGCUAUUUAGAGCAGGCUAACAUCAUCGAGAAACAGCGUCAUUCUGACAGUAUAAAGAUUGCCCAGCUAACACAAUUAGUAACAGGCUUAUCAGAGACAGUCUCCUCCAUGGCAGCUGCUCAGACUGAGUUCCAAGGCCAGUUCCUCAAAAUGCAACAGCAGGCGGUCAAUGACAGGCGAAAUUUCACUCGAUCAAGUGAAAGCGUCUCCAACCAACCAAGCUCUCGGCCCCACACUGCCUUAGCAGCCUCUCAUGGAAAACCUCAUGAAAUUGAAAGCCAUGAAACUAUGAUAAACAGUAUUGCAUCAGCAAUGAAUUCUGGAGACUAUGAAAAUGCUAUAGUUCAGUGGUUACAGACCCGACGUGAACAAGAAUUUUUUGUCAACUACUUCAGCAAAUUCCAGCCGGACUUCGUCAAAGACCUGAGUCCUCUAUUACUUCUAUCUUUAGGGGCUACAAUAAGUGUUGGAUUUGAGGGAGAGACAAAUAAUGAAUAUAUUAACCAAAGAGUUUUAUGGCUAGAAACUAUUCUAGCAGCUUUUCAAGUUCAUAUUAAUGCCGGGAGUGCUGAUGAUCAAGUUCGUAACCUCUCUCCUAAAGUAAUGGACAUAUAUCGCCAACGAUUCGAGCAUUUAUAUAUGCGUAUCAGUCAAAUCUCUAUUCAUAAGCCAAUCCUAAAAAGACUCUCACACCUCAUCAAUACUGUCAACCACAUUGUAGAAACUGCUCGUGGAGAUGAUUAUAAUGAAGGAUACACAGGGGAACUUGACGAUGGGACUCCUAGGUAG